This is a messenger RNA of Lachancea sp. 'fantastica', 2346 nucleotides long. Lineage: Eukaryota; Fungi; Ascomycota; Saccharomycetes; Saccharomycetales; Saccharomycetaceae. The record is from the annotation of a GenBank genome assembly.
AUGACGGCCACUUUCGAAAACAAAAGACGGCCAUCUCUGCUUUUUGAUGUCGAUGACGAACCUACCGGUGCCAGAAAAUUUCGCUCGCCGAGCGGAACUGUAGCUCACUCGUUAGACAACACUGAUAUGGUUGCGCUCACCACAUCUUUCGAUAAACAAAUCUCUGAAGGCCACCCCAUGUAUUUCGAAGAAGAUGAGAUCCUCAAUGAUGUGGAAGCCUUGGACGAGUCUGGGGCAUUAGUUCAGUGUACAAAGGUUAACAGCGAAGGAAAAGCGGGAUUUGGCUUCAUACAAGAUUUGCGUGUGAAGUAUAUACGGGAAAGCGCACAGGAUGCCAAAUCAAACAUGAAGAAUGAUGCAAAAAAUUGGUUUCUGUAUCCAAAGCCGCUUCCGAAGUUUUGGAAAUUCGAAAGUGACCAACGGCUGUAUGAUGAAGCGGACAGUGCAAGUAUGCAAGGGUAUUUCUACACAAGAGCAGACGGUGACAAUUUCCAGAAUGAAAAAAGAGUCCAACUCCACUACACAGGGCAAUUCAUCAAGCUUUCGCAUUUCGCAAAGGAGCUGGAGAAAUUUUACAAUGAGCGUGGGCUUCCACAGGCUAUGGCAACCGAUUAUGCUGCAGUCGUAGCACGGAUCCCAUCCAUUUUCCAAUUUGGUCAGGAUUUCGAGCAGUGCUUGAACAUUGUCACGUCUGAGAAAAUGGAUGCACAGGCCGUGAAAAGAACCGAGUAUCUAUUGCACAGAUACGAGCUUUUCCAGCAGCUCCAAGGACGUUCUGAGAUUCGAGAAAGCAGGCUGGUUCCACAUCGCGACUUUUACAAUAUCCGAAAAGUUGAUCAGAAUUAUCUUCUCAGUGGGUGCAUCUCUCAAAGGCAGCUCAACGACUUCAUUUGGGAGAAACUUAAUAUUGAACCUAACAGGAUCGUUUACGUCAAUUCUGAAGGUACACAACUUACUUUGCGGCAGAUAUUCUGUCAAGGAUCUGAUGACGAGUCAAUUGGCCUCAAAGCAGUUGAUGAUUUGUUUUUGGACUGGUAUCGUUCCGUGUAUCUCUCAAGCGAUCAUCUCGUCCGUACAGACUUCAAAAACCCCCAAAAUCCAAAAUACGUGGCCAUAGCUCGAACAUUUUUGGAAUUUGAUAACUAUAUCGACGGUGAGUAUUUCGCAGAAAUGGUUGUUAAAUACGUGAUUCAAUCGUUUGAGAAAAGCAAGUACCAAGUGGCGCAGCUUUCAGUUGACUUUCAAUUUGAUGGUUCAUGGUGGACGAAGUUCAGUGAGUGGGUAACGAGGUGGAAGCUUGUAUCUUACAAUAUUCGGUGGAAUAUACGACUAAACAGGUGUUUCACUAAGCUAUAUUCCGCUAACCGUGUACAAAACUUUCAAGACUAUUUGGACCACAUUUUUCGUCCUCUGCUGGAGUUGGAAGGUUCUAAAAGCGUGGAACUACAAUUCAUCUUGUCUACGGUGUGUUGCUUUGAUCUAGUUGUCAGCGAAACUGACGAUUAUGUAUGGAAGUCAUUUCUUCAGCCGCAGCAUACCUCUCCUUCAGACUGGUCUGGAAGUGGGGAUAAUCCACCUGUUGCUUACUACAUGUUUUACAUUUACCAAUACCUGAAAGUCCUUAAUGAAAAGAGGAAGAGCAGAGGCAGGAACACCAUAGCGCUGCGAAACUACUGUCCGAUCACGGCAAGUCGUGUUUCGCAAUUCCGUAAGGAUUUGAGUAUAACGGAACAGUUUGAGUCACUGAUCUGCAAUUUUAUGCUUUGUGAGGGAGGGCUACUUCAAGCGGAGUCCUUGUGGCGUGUGUCCCCUACGAUCUUAUAUUUAUACUACCUGUUCCAGAUACCGGUUGUUGUUUCGCCCUUAUCUUCAGUUUCUCUUCUUUUGGAGCAUGGCCAUUCUGAGGCAGGAAGAAUACCAAUAACGGAUCGAGACGUUACAACUCCUUCCACUAGAACUUACACCGGAAAUCCUUUCAUGAGCAUGCAUCGGAUGGGGUUGAAAGUUCUGCUGUCAAGCAGUUCGGUUCUUCUCAAUUGUUCUUACACCAUGGAACCUAUCAUUGAAGAAUAUAGCGUCGCAGCGAGUAUCUACUUGCUAACAAGCGCCGACAUGUGCGAGUUAGUAAGGGACAGUGUAUUGACCAGCGGUUACGAAGGGUUUUACAAAGCUCAUUGGAACGGUGUGCGUUUGGAUGAUACUGAUUUCUAUAAGGAGCGGAUUGGACUGACUGACAUCUGGUAUGACCAAGAGCCUGAUACUUGUUACAAGCACAAUGUCCCAAAUGCCCGUAGGUUUUAUCGCCGGAAUUGCUUAGAGAGGGAAUGGCAAUUUAUCAAUGGAUAA